Molecule: messenger RNA, 723 nt
Organism: Saccharomyces mikatae IFO 1815
Lineage: Eukaryota; Fungi; Ascomycota; Saccharomycetes; Saccharomycetales; Saccharomycetaceae
Gene: NRK1
Product: ribosylnicotinamide kinase
Exons: 1
Coding region: 1-723 (240 amino acids)
Cellular component (GO): cytoplasm
Molecular function (GO): kinase activity; ATP binding
Source: RefSeq, a predicted model, not a curated record
AUGACUUCGAGGAAAGUGAUAUUAGUUGCAUUAAGCGGAUGUUCUUCCAGUGGUAAGACAACGAUAGCAAAACUUACAGCAAACUUAUUCAAAAAGGCUACAUUAAUUCACGAAGACGAUUUUUACAAACAUGACGAGGACGUCCCAGUAGAUGCUGAGUAUAACAUUCAAAAUUGGGAUUCACCGGAGGCUCUAGAUUUUGAACUUUUCAGCAAAGAACUAGAUGUAAUCAAACAAACUGGUAAAAUAGCCACUAAACUUAUACACAAUAACAACGUAGAUGAUCCCUUCACGAAGUUUCACAUUGAUAAACAAGUUUGGGAUGAUUUGAAAGCCAAAUAUGAGUCAAUUGAUAAAGACAAGUAUGAAGUUAUUAUUGUAGAUGGUUUUAUGAUUUUCAAUAAUACAGAGUUAUCGAAAAAAUUUGAUUUAAAAAUAUUGAUGCGUGCCCCUUAUGAAGUACUCAAGAAAAGGAGGGCUUCCAGAAAAGGAUACCAAACUUUGGAUUCUUUCUGGGUGGAUCCACCUUAUUAUUUUGACAAAUUUGUAUAUGAAUCUUAUCGUGAGAACCAUGCUCAUUUAUUUGUCAAUGGAGAUGUGGAAGGCUCACUGGAUCCAAGGAAAUCAAACCAUAUUAAAGAAUUCAUAAAUGAUGAUGAUACUCAAAUUGAAAUACCUUUAAUGUGGGUGUGCCAAGAAAUUCUGAAGCUUUGUAAGAGCUAA